UCAAGCCCGGAACUACACGGAGCGGAGACUCGAGCGGCCCGGCUACCUGCGUGCGCACGCGCAGACACUCGCUCCGCCCGCCGCCAGACACCGCCACUCCAGCCCGCCGGGGGGCGCUGCGGUACGUCCGCGCGCUGCGCGCCGCCCCAGCCGGGCGGAAGCGGCUCUCUGGCCUGCGCUUUAUAGGUCUCGCUUGUGCUUCCUGUUUCCUCUUUUACCGGGACCCGUCAACAUGGGCCGCGUCCGCACCAAGACCGUGAAGAAGGCGGCCCGGGUCAUCAUCGAGAAGUACUACACGCGCCUGGGCAAUGACUUCCACACCAACAAGCGCGUGUGCGAGGAGAUCGCCAUCAUCCCCAGCAAGAAACUCCGCAACAAGAUAGCCGGCUAUGUCACGCAUCUGAUGAAGAGGAUUCAGAGGGGCCCUGUCAGGGGCAUCUCUAUCAAACUGCAGGAGGAAGAGCGAGAAAGGAGGGAUAAUUACGUCCCUGAGGUGUCAGCCCUGGAUCAGGAGAUCAUUGAGGUAGAUCCUGACACCAAGGAGAUGCUGAAGCUUCUGGACUUCGGCAGUCUCUCCAACCUGCAGGUCACUCAGCCUACAGUGGGGAUGAAUUUCAAAACACCGCGUGGAGCCGUUUGAGUUUGUUCUGUCAUUUUCAAUAAAUCUGAAAAUAACUUUG
Alexandromys fortis (reed vole) is the source of this 680-nucleotide messenger RNA. RefSeq names its product ribosomal protein S17 (gene Rps17). Gene Ontology annotation, cellular component: ribosome. The transcript is spliced from 5 exons. Gene Ontology annotation, molecular function: structural constituent of ribosome. Gene Ontology annotation, biological process: translation. Bases 233 to 640 code for a protein of 135 amino acids. The record is from RefSeq and is a predicted model, not a curated record. NCBI's taxonomy places the organism in Eukaryota, Metazoa, Chordata, Mammalia, Rodentia, Cricetidae.